AUGAGCGACGGUAAUCAACCAUCCACCCUCGAUGAGCAUCUAAAGCCCCAAGCCAAACCGGAAGAUGAGCUCAGUGAAAGCCUUGCAGUGCCCGAGAAACACGAGCCUGAAUGGUUGGAAGGGGUACCUCUAGUCAUGGCCGUGAGCGGGACUACGCUUGUCGUUUUUCUCAUGUUGUUAGAUAUCUCGAUUGUUUCAACGGCCAUUCCCCAGAUCACAAACCAGUUCCAUUCCCUCGACGACGUGGCUUGGUAUGGAAGUGCGUAUACAAUCGCGAGUGCCUCUCUUCAACCCCUCACGGGAAAAUUUUACAACUAUUUCCAAUUGAAGUGGACAUUCCUUUCCUUCUUCGCAUUUUUUGAAAUCGGUUCAUUAAUUUGUGGAGUUGCCAAUUCCUCAAAGAUGUUGAUCAUCGGCCGUGCGGUAGCCGGAAUGGGGUCCUCGGGGAUGUUGAACGGAGCCAUGAACAUUCUUGCUGCUGCUGUUCCGAUGCAUAAAAGGCCGACACUGAUGGGAAUCAUCAUGGGGAUCGCACAGCUCGGAUUGGUUUCUGGACCGCUAAUUGGCGGUGCUUUUACGACAUCUUCGACAUGGCGAUGGUGCUUCUACAUCAACCUCCCAAUCGGCGCCCUAGUAGGUGCUCUUCUGAUAUUCGCCCGUAUUCCGGAACAGAAGCCCAAAGAAAAAGCCAGUCAAGUAGUCCGGUCGAUGCUUCUCUACAAAUUCGACUGGAUUGGCUUCGUUCUUUUCGCCCCAGCCUGCAUCCAAUUACUCCUUGCACUACAAUACGGCGGAAACCAGUACCCCUGGGACAGUGUGACGGUAAUUGGAUUGUUCUGCGGUACAAUUGCAACAUUGCUAGUCUUCAUCGCAUGGGAGCGCCACAUGGGCCGCGAUGCAAUGAUUCCGGGAUACCUACUCCGUGACCGGAUUGUUGUAUGUUGUUGUAUGUUCUUCAUGAUGGUUUUCGGUAUGACAAUGAUUCUGUCAUAUUAUCUGCCCAUCUACUUCCAGUCUGUUCGGGGGAAGUCGGCUUUAGUCAGCGGUGUCAAUCUACUACCGAAUAUACUGUGCCAGUUAGUCAUGGCCGUUAUAUCAGGGGUUCUUACCGGGAAACUGGGCUACUAUCUCCCAUGGGGAGUCUUCGGGGCAAUGCUAAACUCAAUCGGCAGCGGCCUCCUAUCAAACCUCACACCGGAUACCUCAGUCCCUGACUGGGCUGGUUAUCAAUCCUUAGUCGGAUUCGGCAGAGGCGCCGCAACCCAAGUACCCAUGGUCGCAAUCCAAAACCAAGUAACAGCAGACGAAGUCUCAACCGCACUGGCUCUCAUGACCUGUAGCCAAACUCUGGGUGGAGCAAUCUUCCUAGCUGUUGGACAGGUCAUCUUUGCCCAGGCACUGCGGGUGAAGAUUCCGCAACAUGCUCCUGCUGUGGAUCCGGAAACAGUGAUUGGCGCUGGUGCGACGGGGUUUCGGGAUGUGGUGUCUUUGCAGGAUUUGCCGGGUGUUUUGACGGCGUAUGCGAAAAGUGUGGAUCGAGUAUUCUAUUUAGGUGUUGGGUUGUCUGUUGCUCAGUUUGUCUUUGCCUGGGGGGUUGGGCUCAAGAAUGUGAAGAAGGAUAAGGGAAAGGUGGGCGGGGAGGUGGCCGAUGAUAAGCCUUGA
Molecule: messenger RNA, 1662 nt
Organism: Aspergillus oryzae RIB40
Lineage: Eukaryota; Fungi; Ascomycota; Eurotiomycetes; Eurotiales; Aspergillaceae
Product: MDR family MFS transporter
Exons: 8
Coding region: 1-1662 (553 amino acids)
Biological process (GO): transmembrane transport
Molecular function (GO): transmembrane transporter activity
Source: RefSeq, a predicted model, not a curated record